Molecule: messenger RNA, 717 nt
Organism: Racocetra persica
Lineage: Eukaryota; Fungi; Glomeromycota; Glomeromycetes; Diversisporales; Gigasporaceae
Source: the annotation of a GenBank genome assembly
UGAAAAAGGUCGACGAAUGCGUGAAGCUUGUAAAUAUAUUGAUGACUACAUAUAUAAUAUGAUAAAUAACUAUAAAUCAGAGCUUGAAAUUGAGAAGCAAACAGUUAGCAAUUUGUUAGCUUUGCUUAUUAAUGCUGUUGAUGAUAAUGGUAAUGACAGAGAAUUGAGAGACGUUGUACUUAAUCUUAUUGUUGCUGGUCGUGAUACUACCGCACAAGCUUUAUCUUGGAUGAUGUACUCGAUCAUGACAGACCAAUCGGUUGAAGAUUUAUUGCUUCAAGAAAUUAAUACACUCCUUUCUCCAGAAAUGACCGCUCCAUUAUAUGAUGAUCAUAAGUUAUAUAAAUAUACUUUGGCUACAUUUUACGAAACUCUUCGACUAUAUCCUAUUGUUCCAUCAAAUGGAAGGUAUCCAGAUCGUGCGAUAGGAAUAAACCCUAGGAAAGAUCUCGUUGGGCCUAAGGGUGUUCCAAUAUUUGGAAACCUUUUCUCAUUCUUAAAAAGAAAGACUUACAUUCAAUUCUCACAAGAGUUGGUAGAUAAAUAUGGAUCACUUUACACAUUUACAAUUUUGGGAUUUGGCCGAGUCAUUGUAUCAAAUGAUCCACAAACAAUAGAACAUUUACUCAAAACGAAUUUUGAGGAUUAUGGAAAAAGUGAUGCCUUUUACAAAAUGGGUUAUGAUGUAUUUGGAGAUGGAAUAUUUGCGGUUGAUGG